UUAUUUUUAUGCACAGCUGUGGAAAUACAACUUAUUUAUUUAUAAGGUACUCCGCUUAAAGGUUGAGUUUAUGUAUUUAUGAUAUACUGGGAAGCCCAUUUGGGAACAGUAGGAGGUCUCUGAGAGGGGGAGUGAACAUAAAGAAUGAGUACUGGAAUCCUUGGUAUGGACUUAUCGGGGUGCAAGCGGGUAACAAAGUGAUGGUCUAAAGACUCGCAGUCACAAGGGGUGCUUGCGCCUGGAAUGUUGCGCUGGUCGGUGCACUUAGAAGGAGGGCCACGGAGAGUCAAUCAUGCUGCUGUGGCGGUGGGACACAAGGUUUACUCCUUUGGAGGCUACUGCUCCGGGGAGGACUACGAGACGCUGCGUCAGAUUGAUGUGCAUGUCUUCAACUCAGUGUCUCUGCGCUGGAUGAAGUUGCCCCCAGUGAGGGCGGGGGGACACGAACGUACCCGUGAAGUACCGUACAUGCGUUACGGCCACACAGCUGUGCUGCUAGAUGAUACGAUCUACCUCUGGGGCGGGCGUAACGACACAGAGGGGGCCUGCAAUGUGCUGUAUGCCUUUGAUGUUAAUACCCACAGGUGGUUCACGCCCAAGAUUUCAGGGACAGUUCCUGGGGCGAGGGAUGGCCACUCCGCUUGCGUGCUAGGAAAGGCAAUGUAUAUAUUUGGAGGAUAUGAGCAGCUGGCUGACUGCUUCUCGAAUGACAUCCACCGGCUGGAGACCACCACCAUGGUUUGGUCAUUAAUUAAUGCCAGAGGUACUCCGGCACGAUGGAGAGACUUCCACUCUGCCACCAUCAUAGGGACGAAAAUUUUUGUGUUUGGAGGGAGGGCAGACCGCUUUGGCCCCUUCCACUCCAACAACGAGAUCUAUUGCAACAAGAUCAAAGUGUUCGACACGGAGACUAACUGCUGGCUGAGCACCCCCUCAACACAGCUAUUGCCAGAAGGACGCAGGAGUCAUUCAGCCUUUUGCUACAAUGGGGAGCUCUACAUAUUUGGAGGUUACAAUGCCCGCCUGGACCGGCACUUCAAUGACCUUUGGAAAUUCAAUCCAGAAGCAUUCUUGUGGAAGAAGAUAGAGCCAAAGGGGAAAGGUCCAUGUCCACGGAGGCGGCAGUGCUGUUGUAUGGUUGGAGAUCGGAUCGUCCUCUUUGGAGGAACCAGCCCCUGCCCAGAGCAAGGAAUGGGGGACGAAUUUAACCUCAUGGAUCAUUCAGACUUGUACAUCUUAGACUUCAGCCCUAAUUUGAAGACAUUAUGCAAAAUAGCUGUUAUUCAGUACAGCCUGGAGCAGUCAGGACUCCCACAUGAUAUCAGAUGGGAACUGGCAGCCAUGACGACCAACAGCAACAUCAGUAGACCCAUCUUCUCCUCGCAUGGUUGAUGCAGCUGCAAAUGAAACAGAAUCAGGACUGUUUCAGAAAAGCUGGACUUUUUGACUAAACUCCACGGACUGCAUCAGAUUUAUUUUCCACAUUCUUCAAAUGAAAACUCAUUACUGACCAAACCGUCCUGGCAUAUAACUUCAGUGGACACAUGGACCUUGCCCUGCCUAAGGAUAUAUUUUAAUUCUUGGCACUCUGGUUGUAAGAGAUGAUGCUUGUUCACAUGCUCCCCUUCUUUCUAGCCUCUCUAGGAACCCAAUCAGCCUAUGAUAAUCAUAGACAUGCAACUUCUUCUGAAGCACAGGAAUUGUCAAAACUUUCAGCCAAAGGUCUUGAGCGCUAACUUUUGUUGAAGAUGUCCUGAAGAUGUGAAACUCCCUGAAAAAACAGCGUCCAGUUGCAGGUGUAAACAGACUGGCGUGGUUGUGAGUUUGCACAUCGUGCGGCUCAGUCUGUGAACAUUCUCACAUUCAGUAAAGUCCAGGAGUGUUUUGUUUGCAGAAGGUCUGUGGGGCUGAUUUUUUUUUUCUGCUUAGUGGUUGGCUUGUUUCACUGCAACAUGAAAGCCUCCCUGCUGCUCUAAAGGGGCUCCUAAAUGAUUUACAAGACAGCUAAAGAAAGCUGUAAAAUAAUCAAGGACAUCUACCUCCCUCUAAAGUAUUUCUCAUUGGGUCUUUAACACCUAUACAUUUGACACCUGCUAGUCUCCAGAAAAAAAAAAGUGUUUUAUACUGAUGUUACAAAAAAGUGUGACAAACCUGCUGUGCAACUUCUCUAACUUUAGAGGAUUUCAGUAUCAAAUGCAGACAAGAUUAUUUAGAUGGAAAUGAGUGAGAUGUUCAGAUACAUGCUCUAUGUGUGACUGAAGGUGGAACAUCACUUUAUACAUAUAUUCAUUCAUUUUUUAUGGACAAUCCUACAGCUUUCAGACCAGCACCUUGGGAAUGGUUCAUUUAUCAAACAGAGCAAAAUUAAGCGAUGCACGUUUUUGUGCACAGCUUGGAGAAAACCUUGGAGAAGCUCAGAAUGACAGUUUGUUCAUUUGAGAAAAUAAUGUUGUGAGCAGUCAUUUUUUGUUUGUUUUUGUUGAUACAUCCCAGAAAAAAGACCAAACCAAACUGUGUAACACCAUCUUUCAUCGCUCUCCUGCCUUGCAGUAGCUGUCAGCCCAUGGACUGUUUGUCCCUGCUGAUAGUUGUUUCUACAGCUCAUGUUAUUCCAGAUACUCACUACUCAGUGACUACAUUUGAUCUUUGUGAUCAGUAGAUUCAAGAAGUCGCAUCUGUCCUAUAAGUCUAAACAUGAUCAGUCGUUCUGAAUUAUAGGAAUGACUCGGUGAGGAUGGAAAGGCAAAAGAUCUGGAAGAAUUAUUCCUUUUUUCUCCCAAUUCACAAAUCAGAUUUGAAUUUAAUUAGUCAUUUAGAGGCUUUACAGAAAUAAGAUAGAACCUGUCUUAAAGGCCCAUACCUAUGAGCUGAACCUCUGUCCCAUCUAAGGAACCAGGAGUGUCUUUUUGUCUUGACAUGCAUCAGUUUGCUCCUACAUUGCCCUAGGCAGCAGCUCAAUCUCACACUAAAAAUUUUAGAAAGAUCAAAUGUUUUAAUUGGAGUGCAUUUAUUCAGCAGGAGUAAAACAAAAAUCACAUUAAAAAAAACAAUUUCUAAAAAAAUCACUGGUGGCACACUUAUUGGUACCCCAAACAACCAUUUUGCAGUAAAUGCAACUAUUUAGCUGUGUUUUAUACUUUUUAGGUUGAUCAGAUUUUCUAAGAAUUUCUAAUUGUAAUCCUUGACUUUUUGUUUCCCUUGGAUAUAAAUAAGAUGAGACACGCAGACCUAUUUCCUUUAGCCACUGGUCUCUAUGACAGUCCAGCAUAUCAGCAACAAAAGCUCCAGUUUGGCAUGAAAUAAUGAAUUCAGGAUGAAAAUAACCUUAAGUUAGAUGUUAAUUAGCGUAGAGGAUGUGUGAUGCAGUGGGCCUGCAUCAUAGACUCAUAUAUGGACCAGAAGAUUUUAUGUACAAAUCUGGUGGACUCUACUAGAAAGUAAAAUUAGGUCAUCAUUGGGUCUUCCGGGUGACAGAAAAAUGGUUCCUUGGCCAUUACAGUCUAUAAACCCAAAUCCUGUUGAAAACCUGUGGGGUAAUCUGAAAAGAAGAGGGUACCUCUGGAAGAUUUAGAGAUUAUGUUGAUUCCUCUCUCUUUAUGCUCCAGCCAUACUAAAUAUUAGAAGAUAAAAUGCCAGCCUGUUGAUAAAAAAGUAGGGGUUGCCAAUAUGUGUGCCGCCUGGAAUUUAGUAAAAAAUCUAGAUGUUCAGGUCGAGAUUAUUAUCAUGCAAUAAAAGAGUAAUUUACAGCUUUUUUACAUGACAUUACCAUAGGUGCCGGUACAUUUAGCUUGCAGUGUAAUUUGAUGGAUACAGGGAAAGACUGCAAGGCUCCGAAUCUCAAACAUUAGGAUUUAACACCUCUGACCGCCAAUGUAAACGUUUACAAAACAGAAGCAGUGUAAAACAGUCUGUAACUGCCGCUCGGAGUCACCAGAUAACUGCACUAUAGCCAACUGUGGCACGUCUGGCCUUACGGAGAGGAGACCGGUUAAUGCCGCUUUUUGCCAAGGUAGACUUCAGAGUUUGAGAUGUUAGCCUACACACACCAGUACCGACUUAUUUACCGACCAGCAGUGCCAAUAUGACCCAGGAAGUCUUAUGCUGCUUGCACUACACACAUGUACACCUAAUAGAUAAAGGAUUAUACAAAGGGUAGUGCAGUGAAAUCGUAUGUAAGCAUAUUUGUGUUCACGUUAACAAAUUUGCUUGUAUGACACCAAAUGGCCGCUGGCAAAACAGAUUUCCUGCUUGUCUAAAUAGAGUAUGAAAGUAAUUUAAAUUUGAGGAUUUGCUGCCUUUGAAGAUUCUGAAUGAUGAUAAUGUUUGUCCUCUACAAGAAAUAAAUACUAAAUGAUAACGGAGGCAAAAAAAUAUGGGGAGGGGGCAAAACCUGACAGCUAGUUUUCUUUAUUCAAAGCCUAAACAUGGGAGAAAGAACAAAAUAUGGAGUGUUUCUGUUUCCUUUGACAACUGCAUCUGUUCUUUAUUCUGCUUUUAUUUUUCACAAUAUUUAAAAAGGGGAUUCUUUGUGUGGUGAGGGUCGGUUGGACCUCCUGUGCAAUAUGCUUUAUAAGUGUAUCAAUAAUAAAUUGAAAACCUUUUAAGCUGA
This is a messenger RNA of Girardinichthys multiradiatus, 4609 nucleotides long. It is a transcript of the gene klhdc3, whose product is annotated as kelch domain containing 3. The record is from RefSeq and is a predicted model, not a curated record. Gene Ontology annotation, cellular component: cytoplasm. The transcript has 11 exons. Gene Ontology annotation, molecular function: chromatin binding; protein binding. Bases 244 to 1392 code for a protein of 382 amino acids. NCBI's taxonomy places the organism in Eukaryota, Metazoa, Chordata, Actinopteri, Cyprinodontiformes, Goodeidae.